Mus musculus (house mouse) is the source of this 3738-nucleotide messenger RNA. It is a transcript of the gene Kcna3, whose product is annotated as potassium voltage-gated channel, shaker-related subfamily, member 3. Gene Ontology annotation, cellular component: plasma membrane; membrane; voltage-gated potassium channel complex. Gene Ontology annotation, biological process: protein homooligomerization; potassium ion transport; transmembrane transport. The transcript has a single exon. NCBI's taxonomy places the organism in Eukaryota, Metazoa, Chordata, Mammalia, Rodentia, Muridae. Gene Ontology annotation, molecular function: voltage-gated potassium channel activity; monoatomic ion channel activity. The coding region runs from base 254 to 1840 and encodes 528 amino acids. The record is from RefSeq and is marked validated.
AGACAGAGCCUCGCGGCAGCCGCAGCAACAGGCGGCGGGGCCGGGCUCGUAGGGCAGAGGCGGCGGUGGGGCGGGGAGCUCCAGGAGGAGCGACUCGGGCCGGCAGCCGCCAGCAGGGAAGGAAAGCACCGCCGCCUCCCGCGCUCGACCGCCGCAGCCCUCCACCCAUCACCGCGCCCACCCUGCACCGGACCCCGCAGGAGGCGGCGCGCGCAUCCUGCAGAGCCCCGGCCACGCCGAGCUGCCGCCAGACAUGACCGUGGUGCCCGGGGACCACCUGCUGGAGCCAGAGGCGGCGGGAGGCGGUGGCGGGGACCCGCCUCAGGGAGGCUGUGGCAGUGGCGGCGGCGGUGGCGGCUGCGACCGCUACGAGCCACUGCCACCCGCGCUGCCCGCCGCGGGCGAGCAAGAUUGCUGCGGCGAGCGUGUGGUCAUCAACAUCUCUGGGCUGCGCUUCGAGACGCAGCUCAAGACCCUCUGCCAGUUCCCCGAGACACUGCUGGGCGACCCCAAGCGGCGCAUGCGGUACUUUGACCCACUCCGCAAUGAGUACUUCUUCGACCGCAACCGACCCAGCUUCGACGCCAUCCUCUACUACUACCAGUCCGGGGGCCGCAUUCGCCGGCCGGUCAACGUGCCCAUCGACAUCUUCUCCGAGGAGAUCCGCUUUUACCAGCUGGGUGAGGAGGCCAUGGAAAAGUUCCGUGAGGAUGAGGGCUUCCUGCGGGAGGAGGAGCGACCCCUGCCCCGCCGUGACUUCCAGCGCCAGGUGUGGCUGCUCUUCGAAUAUCCGGAGAGCUCCGGGCCGGCCCGGGGCAUUGCCAUUGUGUCAGUGCUGGUCAUUCUCAUCUCCAUUGUCAUCUUCUGCUUGGAGACGCUUCCCGAGUUUCGCGAUGAGAAAGACUAUCCCGCCUCCCCGUCGCAGGACGUGUUUGAGGCUGCCAACAACAGCACGUCGGGGGCCCCUUCUGGAGCCUCCAGCUUCUCGGACCCCUUCUUCGUGGUGGAGACCUUGUGCAUCAUCUGGUUCUCCUUUGAGCUUCUGGUGCGGUUCUUUGCUUGCCCCAGUAAAGCCACCUUCUCCAGAAAUAUCAUGAACUUGAUAGACAUUGUGGCCAUCAUUCCUUAUUUUAUCACUCUGGGCACUGAGCUGGCUGAACGACAAGGUAAUGGGCAGCAGGCCAUGUCGCUGGCCAUCCUGAGAGUCAUCCGCCUAGUAAGGGUUUUCCGCAUCUUCAAGCUCUCCCGCCAUUCUAAGGGGCUGCAGAUCCUAGGACAGACGCUGAAGGCUUCCAUGCGGGAGCUGGGGCUGCUCAUAUUCUUCCUCUUCAUUGGGGUCAUCCUUUUCUCCAGUGCAGUCUACUUUGCUGAGGCAGACGACCCUUCUUCGGGUUUUAACAGUAUCCCGGAUGCCUUCUGGUGGGCAGUAGUAACCAUGACAACUGUUGGUUAUGGUGAUAUGCACCCAGUGACCAUAGGAGGCAAGAUUGUGGGCUCUCUUUGUGCCAUCGCAGGUGUCUUGACCAUUGCAUUGCCAGUUCCUGUGAUUGUUUCCAACUUCAACUACUUCUACCACCGGGAGACAGAAGGGGAAGAGCAAGCCCAGUACAUGCACGUGGGCAGUUGCCAGCACCUCUCCUCUUCAGCCGAGGAGCUCCGAAAAGCCCGGAGUAACUCCACUCUGAGUAAGUCGGAGUAUAUGGUGAUCGAAGAGGGGGGUAUGAACCACAGCGCCUUCCCGCAGACCCCCUUCAAAACGGGCAACUCCACAGCCACUUGCACCACGAACAAUAACCCCAACUCCUGUGUCAACAUCAAGAAGAUAUUCACUGAUGUCUAAUAUAUGAUACGGUUGCCAAUUCUGUGCCCAGUAUUGUGUGGAACAUGCCCCCUUGGUCUGUGUAUGCCCUUGAUUUAUACAUUUCCAGACCACUCAUCAAGGAAAGUACAAGAAGUGAGGAAGCACACUUCAUUCUCCCUAUUGCUUCAUACUGAAACAGGUGCCUGUUUUUGCAAGUGGGCUGCAUUCUCUCAGCUCUUUUUUUCUCUCUCUCCCUGUCUCUUAAUUUUGUGACCAACAAACUUACAUUAAGCGUGGUUUUUUUGUGUGAGCCCUACAGCCACAUCCUGAGAGGAAGUGAAACUAUAGAGUCAGAGUAACUGUUUAACCUCAAAAUCAAAAGAUAGUUGUUUCUUUACUAAGUAAAGGAGGCGGAACCUAAAUGAAGCUCCUGACUGGUGGACUUUUCAAUAUUAUUUCCGGACUAGUUAUUGUAACUACCUAACCUCUGGAUAUGUGGGUGGAAAGUCUAACUAGAGCGUUGACGCGUAAGCCCACUAUAAAUUUAUUUUGUUUUUGACUGAUCUUUCAGUUUGAAUCUCUCCCCUAAGGACUUAAGGUUCACAAUAAUUUUGAACCAAAAGGGAAAUGCCCCGAAUGUCCUGAUCUGGCUAUUAACUCUUCAAAGUUUGCAAAGCAUUUUGAAAACAUUAGACACAGAUUCCAAUGAAGUUGUGAGUUCAUGCCCCAGCCAAUAUCUACGAAAGUCUAGAAACUCAUUUUCAGUGCUGCCGGGAGAAACAACAGAAAUUCCUGAUGCAUCCGAGAGAUAAGCUUCUGCAGUAUCACAGGAAGAUUAAAGUGUCAGACACCCCUUCCAGCGGAAGUUACUAAUUCGGACCUGACUGAUGCAGUUCCCAUAGCAACCCGUGUUUCCUGGGAAACCCGAAAAAGGUUGUCAUGGCAUCUUUUGCUCUCUAGCCCCACCCCCACCCCAGGCCCUGCCGUUUCUACAGUAACCUUUCCAGAUGGUUCCUACUUACAUGAUUUCAUAAGAAAAAAACACUAUUUGAAUAAACCACACAAAUUAAGUGUAAGACUAUAUAGAGGUUAAAUGAAUCACAAAAUGCUUUUUUACAUUUUAUAUAAAUCAUUGCUGUUAUCCCAUAAUGACUGGAUCAAAAAGGAAAUUAUCAUCUUUGGAACGUUACACGUAAGGCAUGAUCUGAAUUAAAUGUCAGUUGUUUGGUAGCAAUUUUUAAAGAUGGUUCUGUACAGUUUUCAUUAAGAAAUGGCAAGCCAACAGAUAAAAUGAGAACAACAAUAUAAACAUGGUCUGUACAUAAGCCAGUGAGAGUCAGUGUACCCAAAGUAUUACUACAAGAUACCUUCAGAGUUCCUCAAUUUAAAAGAAAAAAAAGAAAAAGAAAAACAUCCAGAUCCCACAACAGGACUGUCACCAUCACAGCACUGGAAAAGCAGAAUCAACCUCAAACAUAUGGAGGAUGCACAAUUUAAUGAGUGGAUUACAAAAAGGAGGUUCAGGAAAUGAUCAGACUUGAAAGAACACCUGCAAGUUACAGCCACAUGCUGAGAGCUGCCAGCAGACAGACAGAAUCAGGUGAGCCCUGUCCUAUGUGAUCCCUACAAGUAGUCUAUUGUGCAGGGAACCAGGGACAUUUCUGUUCAUAACUAGGUUUAUAUUUGCAAAGCAGACAGUUUUAUAUUACAUGCCAGUUGCCUUUAGAAAGAUUAAGAAAUUCUUCCCAUUUUCCCCAUGUUUCUGGUUAUCUUUUGGUUUCCAUGUUUAUGGCAAAGGGAUGCAGAAAAUUCCCCUCUGAGCAGCUUUCUCCCAAGCUGAACUGAAAAGUACUCCAUUGCUUUAACCAACCCUCUUGGCUUCUGAACAAUUUGUUUCCCCCUUUAAACUGAAUAAAAGGCAAAUGCUACAACUGCUA